CUCAAAAUAAGCUUCAGGAAGUAAAUUGUCCUUAAUUUCCACUCUUUCAUCAAACAUAAGAAAAAAUGGCCACAAAUAAUCAGUGUAAUGUGGCAGUGAUUGAUCUACAAGACUUUCCAGGGCAAUCGAGGAAGAUGAUAGAGGCAUGCGAGGAAUUGGGUUGUUUCAGGAUCACCAACCACCAUCAAUUCCUCCCUCCAACACUGUCGGUGGAGAUGAGGGCGGUGAUUCGGUCACUCUUCGACCUUCCGGUUGAAAUCAAGCGGCGGAACACCGACGUCAUCUCCGGCAGUGGGUACAAGGCACCUAGCCAAAUAAAUCCUCAUUAUGAGGCCUUGGGCCUUUAUGAUAUAGCCUCUCAUGAAGCUGUUAAUGACUUUUGUUCUCUCUUAAAUGCCUCUCCUCACCAAAGAGAAACUAUACAAAUGUAUGCUCAAGCAAUACACAAGUUGGCUAUGGAUAUUGCUAGCAAGCUAGCUCAAGGUAUGGGGUUGGCUAGCUUUUCAUUUGAGGGAUGGCCUUGUCAAUUUAGGAUCAACAAAUACAACUUCAGCCCCGAGACUGUAAACUCCUCCGGUGUGCAAAUACACACCGAUUCAGGGUUCCUCACCAUACUUCAGGAGGAUGAAAACGUUGGCGGUCUUGAAGUCAUGGACAAGUCUGGCACAUUCGUUGCAGUGGAGCCUUUGCCGGGAACUCUUCUUGUCAAUCUCGGAGACAUUGCUAAGGUAUGGAGUAAUGGGAGAUUAUGCAAUGUGAAGCAUAGAGUAGUAUGCAAGGAACCAAGAACAAGAAUGUCAAUUGCUUCGUUUCUGUUGGGACCAAAGGAGGCAAAAGUGGAAGCCCCCACAGAAUUAGUGGAUUUCUCACACCCGCGCUUGUAUGUUCCUUUCUUUUACCUAGAUUACAGAAAUCUUCGAAUCUCGAAAGAGUUACAAGCUGGUGAAGCUCUUGAUUUUGUACGUGCCAACUCUGAAAAAGAACAUGUGCCAAAGCUUAAUAAAAGAAAGGAUUGAUGCACCAUUUCUAUUUACAUGAUAAGAAACUAGUGAAAUUGAACUUUGGGGAGCUUAAUUAUAUGGCUUCCUACUUAAUAAACAAUGUAUUAAAGACUGAUAGUUUAUUAGCUCCAAGUUGACCCUGUUCUAAUUUUGAAAAGGGUUGAACUCAAACUUCAGCUAUAAUGUUGUUUUUGUAUUGAAAACUUCAGCAAUAGCUUGAUUGGAAUUAUGUAUUACAAUAAGGCACUGGCUGACCUCGUGUUGGCUCAACUUACAUAAUUUGCUUACACUUUAUUAUAUAAUCUUUU
Molecule: messenger RNA, 1309 nt
Organism: Camellia sinensis
Lineage: Eukaryota; Viridiplantae; Streptophyta; Magnoliopsida; Ericales; Theaceae
Product: 2-oxoglutarate-dependent dioxygenase DAO
Source: RefSeq, a predicted model, not a curated record